Melanotaenia boesemani (Boeseman's rainbowfish) is the source of this 2755-nucleotide messenger RNA. RefSeq names its product ADP-ribosylation factor-like 4ab (gene arl4ab). The record is from RefSeq and is a predicted model, not a curated record. Gene Ontology annotation, biological process: intracellular protein transport; vesicle-mediated transport. Gene Ontology annotation, molecular function: GTPase activity; GTP binding. The coding region runs from base 323 to 928 and encodes 201 amino acids. Gene Ontology annotation, cellular component: cytoplasm. The transcript is spliced from 2 exons. Lineage: Eukaryota; Metazoa; Chordata; Actinopteri; Atheriniformes; Melanotaeniidae.
UCUGUCAUCGUAACCGUGUUCCCGGCGUGCUCCAUGAGCACCAGGCUGCUGCUCACCAGACUCUGUUUAGAAAUCAUAAAUAAACGCUCGUUGGUGUGAAAUAUGAGUAGAGAAGUUUCCUGAACGUCCAUUCGCCGCCGCGCACAUCGGCUAAACUCCAAGUCCUGGAUGUCGGCUGACUGUCCGGUUGUUGGAAGAAAUCUCCCCCCACACAGGGCGCAGGGAGCGGCCGCUGGACCUCCACACGACGCGCUGGUGUUGAACCUCCUGCUUCAAUCCUCAGAGACCGUCAUCACCCCGACAGGUCCUCCUGCUCUGGAAGAUGGGGAACAGACAGUCAGACCACCACUCCUUCCUCCCCUGCCUCCCCUCCUUCCAGGCUCUACACAUCGUCAUUCUGGGUCUGGACUGUGCUGGAAAGACCACCGUGCUGUACCGGCUGCGCUUCAAUGAGUUUGUAAACACCGUCCCAACUAAAGGCUUUAACUCGGAGAAGAUCAGAGUGUCGGUUGGAGGUCGGCGACGGGCAGCAUCCUUCCACUUCUGGGAUGUAGGUGGUCAGGAGAAGCUGCGACCUCUGUGGCGGUCCUACACGCGCUGCGCUGACGGCAUCGUGUUUGUGGUGGACUCGGUGGAUGGCGAGCGCAUCGAGGAGGCCAAGACGGAGCUGCACAAGAUCACACGGCUGGCGGAGAACCACGGGGUUCCAGUUCUGGUGGUCGCUAACAAACAGGACUUGAGGGACUCUUUGAGUCUGGCUCAUAUGGCGGCCAUGUUGGCUCUACAUGAGCUUAGUGCUGCCACGCCAUGGCAUCUUCAGCCGGCAUGUGCCAUCAUUGGUGAGGGGCUGCAGGAGGGUCUGGAGAGGCUGCAUGCCAUGAUCAUGAAGAGGAGAAAGAUACAGCGGCAGCAAAGGAAGAAGAGAUGAUGUGGAGCUGCAGAACCAGAGUCGUGUGAACUGGACCUGAGGCCAUUUUAGACCCUCUGAGAUCAGAGCAGGUUCCUGGAGGAGACUCAGUAAUCUGAAGUUCGGUUGGUUAGAUGGUGUUCGUCCAGGUGGAGGAUGGUGGGACUGACGGAGUUGCUGCAGAAUGAGCUGUGAUGUUUCUGACAGGGCAGGGCCAUGAAUCAAUCGUAUCGAUUAAUUUCAAUCUGCCUCUUGUGACCAUUUACCUUUUAUGAAAAUCAGGAUUUUUUUCCCUUUAACCUGCACCGCCCUCCUCGGGCUUCCGUAGUUACCAGUGGGCUCCGCCCUUCUUCACUUGUAUCCCACAGAGACACACACAAGUGUGCACUGCACACACAGAACAGAACCAAUGAAAACACAGCAGCUAACAGGAAGAGCUCAUCCACAAAAGUCUCUGUGCUAUCAGUUAGAACUGGUUCAGUUGGACCUAAUCUGGGCUACUUUUGGCACUCAUGGCUCAGUUACGGCACUGCAUAGUGAUGUGUGGGCCAGAAGUGGUCCAGAUAUGAGAAGCCGACCUCCUCAUAUCUGAGGAGUCAAUGCUGGAAGGCAAGGCUAAAUAUGGGCCAAACAGAUCUGCAAAUGUGGGCCAUAAUUGGGCCAAACAUUUUUUGUUAGCUGGGUUCUGUGGUCAACUGGGACAACACAGACAUUCGCUCGGUCGUCUGUGUUGUUUAUUUUGGGAAACUGUAGGUUAUAAUGGAGCCUGAAGACUGAACCAUCAAUUUUCAGGACUAAAUCUCUAAGAUGUUUGUUUAUUUUAAGUUCUCCCAUUUUAGUUCUGGUUAAAGUGGUGUGAAAACAGUUUGGCUCACCAAAAAGAACCAAGGUUCUAAGACUCCAGAACCGGAACGGCGUCUGCCUGAAAGCCCUAACAGAUAAGCUGUCAAGUGAGCCGGCAUUAUGUAUGCAUGAGUAUGAUCAGCAUCUCCUGCUGUAUGAGAUGCUGAAGACAGCAGCACCACAAAGUCCUGUUUAGAGACGGCCUACACCGUCCUGUAUGAAAGAUCAGUGGAGCGCCGACUAGUUUCCAUCUGUACUUCUCAGUGUGGUAGAAGUUCAGCUCAGCUCCAGUCUGCUGCUGCUUCAGCUUCCCGUUUCAUCUUCACCCACAAUUCCUCUGAGUUCGAUAAGUUCCCAAAAUCCUUCCCUCUGUGUGGUGAGACGGACACACAUGGAGUAUAAACUAAAAACCAGUCUGGAGUUGGGAAAGGUGGAUUGUCACAGUAAAAAUGUGCAGUCGUUCAUGAAGAAAUCUUUUUAUUUUUAUUUCUUUUUAGUGACAUUAAUGAAUGAAGCCUGCACACCUCAGUGUCUGGAAGCAGGAGAUGUUCGGUGCUCUGAAAACAAGGACCCAUUCUGGAAAGUUGUGAUCCAGGACUCUGAGCAGGACAGAAACCGUCAGGACAGAAGUUUCUGAUGGGAAUCAGAUUCCUCUGCAGGCUCUUCUUGGAUGUGUGUUUCCUGUUAGCAGAAACACGGGGUUUCAGCGCCACCUGCUGGUGACUCCGAGCAGCAGCUGGAGGAGAAGUGUUGAAGGUCCAAGAUUCUGUUUUCUGUUGGAGCUCAUUACAUGUUCAGACUUUGUCUCUCAUGUUUUGAAACAAGGGAAAAUCCUGGAGACGAAGUUGGUGUCACUGAGCAUGUGCAGAUCAGUGUUUUCCGUAUGUCAUGUUUCAUUUGUGUUUUAGUUCAACUCUUCUGACUUAUUUUCUUUGCAUUGAGUCUCAUCCUGUGAACUUGGUUGGAUUUUUAUUUGUAAACAUAAUUAAUAAAUUACUAUAAACA